AUGUAUGUACAAGAAUAUGAUGAAUAUUGUCCUGCAUCAAAUACACGUCGUGUUUAUAUAUCAUAUCUAGAUACAGUACAUUUUUUUUUGGGCCGAAACUUUAUCGUCAAGGUGUAUAUCAUGAAAUUUCAAAUUGCUUAUUUGGAUUAUGCUAAACAACAUGGAUAUAUGCAUGGCCAUAUAUGGGCUCGUCCAGCAAGUGAAGAUGUUGAUUAUAUAUUUCAUUGUCAUCUACCUGAACAGCAUUUACCGAAAUAA
Rotaria sordida is the source of this 258-nucleotide messenger RNA. Lineage: Eukaryota; Metazoa; Rotifera; Eurotatoria; Philodinida; Philodinidae. The record is from the annotation of a GenBank genome assembly.